Syngnathus acus (greater pipefish) is the source of this 3114-nucleotide messenger RNA. RefSeq names its product NADPH oxidase, EF-hand calcium binding domain 5 (gene nox5). Gene Ontology annotation, biological process: defense response; superoxide anion generation. Gene Ontology annotation, cellular component: plasma membrane; NADPH oxidase complex. Bases 27 to 2531 code for a protein of 834 amino acids. NCBI's taxonomy places the organism in Eukaryota, Metazoa, Chordata, Actinopteri, Syngnathiformes, Syngnathidae. Gene Ontology annotation, molecular function: superoxide-generating NAD(P)H oxidase activity; calcium ion binding. The transcript has 14 exons. The record is from RefSeq and is a predicted model, not a curated record.
CAUAACGGACGCGGCGGGUGUCGGCAAUGAGCGCGGACGAGGAUGCACGUUGGCUGGAGUGGGUGACCAAGCAGUUUGAGAGCAUCGCCGGGGACGACAAGGAGAUCGACCUGGAUGAGUUCAAGACGGCUCUCAAAGUCAAAGAGUCUUUCUUCGCCGAGCGCUUCUUUGCGCUCUUCGACUCGGACGGGAGCAGUUCCAUCAGCCUGGAUGAGCUUCUGGAGGCGCUGGACCUUCUCAUCCACGGUAGCGAGACGGACAAGCUUAGGUUCCUCUUCCAGGUCUACGAUGUGGAUGGUGAGUGGCACCACCGAAACCAAAUGGGCCAACGAGAUCGACGUGAAGCCGUUGUUACGUCAUCUGCGACCUUCCACGCAGGGAGCGGUUCUAUCGAUCCGGACGAACUGCGCACGGUUCUGAAGUCGUGCCUGCGCGAGAGCGCCAUCUCUCUGCCGGAGGAGAAACUGGAUGACCUGACGCUGGCACUGUUUGAGUCGGCCGACAAAGACCGCAGCGGCGCCAUCACCUUUGAGGAGCUCAAAGCAGAACUGGAAGACUUCCCAGAGGUGAUGGAGAACCUGACCAUCAGCGCGGCAAACUGGCUCAAACCUCCGGAAGCGGAGCAGAAGAAGCGUCAGACCCCUCGCUACCUGACGUGGGCAUAUUGGCAAAACAACAGUCGCAAGCUCCUGUUCCUGUGCGGCUACGCUUGCCUCAGCCUGGCGCUCUUCGUCGGCGCCGUCCUGCAGCAUCGCCACGGGAGCGCCUGCUACAUGCUGGCCAAAGGAUGCGGACAGUGCCUCAACUUCAACUGCACCUUUGUCAUGGUCUUGAUGCUGCGCCGCUGUCUCACGUGGUUGCGGGCCACCUGGGUGGUCCGGGUUCUGCCGUUGGACCAGAACAUUCUCUUGCAUCAGAUUGUGGGUUACGCCAUCGUCGGAUACACGCUCGUGCACACCACCGCCCACAUCUUCAACUUUGGUAAGGCGCUUGCCAAUACUCAACCUCCAAGCGGUCCGACGCCACCUGUGUGUCUUUUAGCUCAGCUCUCCCAGCAUAGCGGAUUCAGCGUGUGGGAGUACCUGCUGACCACGCGGCCCGGCAUCGGCUGGGUGAAGGGCACGGCCUCUGUGACGGGCGUCGUCCUUCAGGUGGUCAUCUGCCUCAUGGGGCUCUGCUCCAGCACCUUCGUUCGACGCAGUGGACAUUUUGAAGUGUUCUACUGGUCUCACUUGUCCUACGUGUGGGUGUGGUCACUGCUUAUGAUCCAUUGCGCCAACUUCUGGAAGUGGUUUGUCGUUCCGGGUCUGCUCUUCCUGCUGGAGAAGAUCAUCGGAAUCGCCGUGUCCCGUAUGGGAGGUCUGUACAUCGUGGAGGUCAACCUGCUGCCGUCCAAGGUGACUCAUCUGGUCAUCAAGCGUCCACAGUUCUUCCAAUUCAAGCCGGGAGAUUACGUGUACAUCAACAUUCCGGUCAUCGCCAAGUACGAGUGGCACCCGUUCACCAUCAGCAGCGCUCCGGAGCAAGCUGACAGUCUGUGGCUGCACAUCCGCUCCAUGGGCCAGUGGACCAAUCGUCUGUACGAGUAUUUCCGCCAGCCGCAGACUCCGGCGCCGAGUCCCAGGAGGCUGGCGGCGAGCCUGCGGAGCAGACAGAUGAUGAAGACUCAGGAAGAGUCGUUCAGCUCGGCACACGCCGACGCUGCGGUGGCGUCCAACGAGGACAAUGCAGUGGAGCUGAUCAUGUACCGUCACAACGGCUCCCGGAGCGGCGCCGCCUCCCCCGCCGCCGCCAUCUCGCUGCCUCUUCCCGUCCCUUCGGACGAUCCGGGCCCAGCGGAGAGAGGCGAGGCCCCGCCCCCGAGAGAGGUGGAUCAAGUUUCUGCCAAGUUUGGCGAGAAUCACCGCUUCUGCAACAUCAAGUGCUACGUGGACGGACCCUACGGCACGCCCACCAGACAGAUCUUUACGUCCGAGCACGCUGUUCUGAUCGGGGCGGGCAUCGGCAUCACGCCUUUCGCCUCCAUCCUGCAGAGCAUCAUGUACAGGUACCGGCGCAGGAAGCAGAAUUGUCCCAACUGCAACUACUCGUGGUGUGAGAACAUUAAGGAUAGUGAAAUGAAGCUUCGCAAAGUUGACUUCAUCUGGAUCAACCGUGACCAGAAGUCCUUCGAGUGGUUUGUCAGCCUCCUGACCAAACUGGAGAUGGACCAGGCCGAUGGGGAGCCCGAAGGUCGCUUCCUGGAGAUGCACAUGUACAUGACGUCAGCCUUGUGCAAGAACGACAUGAAGGCCAUCGGUCUACAGAUGGCGCUGGACCUUCUAGCCAAGAAGGAGAAGAGAGACUCCAUCACGGGCCUGAGGACGAGAACGCAGCCCGGGCGACCCGAAUGGGCCAAGGUGUUCCAGAAAAUUGCCGAGGAGAACAAAGGAAAAGUUCACGUGUUCUACUGCGGUUCUCCAGCGUUGGCCAAAGUCAUCAAAGCUCAGUGCGAACACUUUGGCUUCAACUUCUACAAGGAACACUUCUGAAAUCAGAGAAGGCGUGGUGCAAGCAUGUCAACCGGGAAUGCUCAUCUCGAUGGUCUUUCUACGGGCCGUCCUGCUCUGCAAACGGAAGGGAACUUUGUCUCUCAAGCUUGAAUAGGACCGCUGCACCCCCCCCCCCCCCCCCCCCCCCCACGGGCAUCUUUACACCCCCUCAAUGGACGACUGCCAACAACAGCGUCAGCUGCUUUUAACAGACGCACACGAACAUCCGUUCAAAUCUACACUGUCUAAGAAUAUAUUAAUAUACGUAUAUUGAUUAGUAUUAUAUUAUUGUAUUAUAUAUUUAGAUGUUAUUUGUAUAUCCGUGGUGUUAGUGAGUCACCCAAAACGAAGGUAUUUAAAUCUAAAUAGAUUCUUCCAUUAAUAUUUAGAUAUUCCAGAAAUAAAUGACGACCAAGCGUGGGUGGCCUUUUGCCUUUUUUUUUUUUUUCCCCACAUAACCUCACAUUUGUAAUUUUGACAUCGGACUUUUAUAAUGUUCGUAAGCGCUGUCAGCUAGUCUUCUUUAAGAAUUAUUUCUGUCGAUCAGAAAUAUUUCAUUGCAUUAAAGGUGGAAGGAUCUAAA